CAUUUAGUUUAGUACCGUUUUUGGCUGCAGUCGCACUACGGACAAUAUUCUAAUUGUGCUUACCAUCAUAAAUACAAUAUACAUAUAUGUAUACUAUAUAAUAAUAAUAAAUUAUAUACAUAUAUACGUAUUACCAUAUACCAUAAACAAUUCAAUUAAAUAGCGGCAAAAGUUAAUGAUAUUAACUACACAUUUUAAAUGUUAUUAUACAUGGCCAAUGCCCAGCCAUAUGGAAAUAUUGUGCUGCUGUCUCAAACACAAAAAUUCAAUUCAUUAUAUCUAUAAAAAUUAAACACAAAACAACAAACAAAACGCCAAAUUCACAAUGAUAAAUAAUUAAUAACUAUUUUCUAUGAAAAGCUAGUGAAUAUAGUAACCGUGUUGAUUAAAUCAUUACAAAUAUAAUUACAAAACAAGUAAAAAAAACCCCCAACUAACGCGUGCAACAAGUUAAAUUCAGCCACAAGUUGUAAACCAAGUUAGAACUAUACAUACAUAUGUUCACACACCAAUACACAAACUCACGUUCGCGUUACACACACACAAGCACACACACAUAGAGAGACUCUAACAAUGUCAAGUGAAAACAAUCUCUGGAAUCAACAGGUUUCGCCCUAAAAAGUGUUAUAAAGAAGCCCAUCCAGAACUGUUUAUAGGGAAAAGGAAUUUAUGUAAAAUUUCUAUUAAAAUCUAUUAAGUAAAUGAAGAAGCAGAAGGAAAAGAGUCUUAAAAAUAAUUAAGAAAAAAAAUAUAUAUAAAAGAAAUUGUGUGACUGCAACCAGGUGGAACGAAAGUUGGAACAAACACCACAAAAUCAGCUUAAAGAAAAACAAAACCUGAAAAGUUCUUAGAGCGCAAAAUAAACCUCAAUAUGGAUUCAUUCUACGAUGGCGACCUUAAAGAUAUAUGGGACUCCGAUUUAGAUCCGACGGAAUCCUUGAAAAUAAACAGUGAUCAUGAUAUGCACGAUUGGUUUUACGAUCGCGAUGUCAAGGAUCCAGCCGUAAUACUCCAUGACAAGCUCAUCUCCGAUGCGCUGCUUAACGGCACCGGUCCAAUUAAAACGGAGCAUUCCUAUAGUCUCAACAGCGAUGGUGAUUCCCUGCCUGAUUCGCCAAAAAGCCUGCAGGCCAAAAUCGAUGAUAUGGAUGACGAGUGCUACUCAGGUAGCGGGCGCAUCACCAUUGAUCCAAAAUGCCUUACACUACACCCGCCCGCAAGAAAUAUCCGCAGCAGCGCCAUGCUGAGCAUGAGCAGCACCAGCGUUAAUCCCGCGUUACACACAGCCAUCACGGAGUUGGCGUCUGCGAGCACAGUGCUCGUACGCGGCCAUGGUGAGGUGCAACAGAAUUGCAACAGCGUCAGCAGUGGCAACAAUAGCAUGAACGUUGCACUGGAGCAUUUUCAGCAACCUCAGCAUAUGUCGGAAAUGUACGACGACAAUGAUUGCAGCUCAUCGGUGUCAUCGGCCAGAGAGGGCAGCAUAUCACCAGAUCUCUGCUCGGACAUCGAGAUCGAUGAUGCGGUCAUCAAGGAUGAGCCCAUGUCGCCCGAUUCUAGCUGCCCCGCCAGUCCAAACUCACAAAACAGCAGUGCUCAUCAGCUCAGCCUCAAUUUGGCUAAUUUACAAACAGAGUUGCUCUUUGACCAAAAGCACGGCGGCCUUUUGCUAACCGCGAGCAGCAACAACCUCAUGAAAUCCCAGCAGCAGCAGCUAUUGCUUGGCCAGAGUGGCCAAAGUCUUAUGUUGCCCAAGAUAGCCAUCAAGAGUGAGAAACAAAGCGCGGCCAGCAACAGUUCGGGUAAAUCGCAUGCUUAUGGCAUACCGUUAACGCCGCCCUCCUCUCUGCCCAGCGAUGACUCCGAAGGUAACUUGUCACCGGAACAUUUGUAUGCGCCACUGUCGCCGAACGCUUCCGUUUCUAUAUCCGCCGUUACCAAUGCAGCCGCCAAUGGUGAUUCAGUUAACAAUGGGAGUGCGCGGCGCGCUGCUGCUGCCAUAACACGGGCCACAAGUAGCAACGGUGCUUCGAAUUCUGCAACAUCGACGAGGCAGCCAAUCCAUACUCCGUUGAUCAGCUCACAGCCGAAAGGCUCAACGGGCACCCUGCUAUUGACAGAGGAGGAGAAACGCACGCUUCUGGCCGAGGGUUAUCCCAUUCCACAGAAGCUGCCACUGACCAAAGCUGAAGAAAAGUCACUGAAGAAGAUACGACGCAAAAUAAAAAAUAAGAUCUCCGCUCAGGAAAGUCGUCGCAAAAAAAAGGAGUAUAUGGAUCAAUUGGAGCGGCGCGUUGAAAUUUUAGUUACUGAGAACCAUGAUUACAAGAAACGCCUCGAGUCACUGGAGGAGACCAAUGCCAAUCUACUUAGUCAGCUGCACAAAUUGCAGACCUUAGUUAGCAAGCACAAUGUGAAAAAGUCCUAAACCUGAACUAGGCCCAGUGGCCAAGUGGUUCAAGUUUGCCUGCCUGCCCGAGAGAUACUUUUUAUUUUUGUUGUACAAGCACUCGCACACAUAUAUAUAUAUAUAUAUAUAUAUACAUACAUAUAUAGGCGAGUGUUGAGUGAAAGUUUUCUAAGAAUUUAUCAGUUUAUAAACAAAUUGUCUUGAUUAACGAAGCAAUUUAAAAAUUUGGCUUUUGAUUAGCACAAAUCAGUAAACAUUCCCCAAAUCCCCCUGCCACCUUCUCUUAAGAUUUAGUAGCCCAUAUGCGCAUUACUGAAACCAUAUAAAUAUGCAUAUAUAAAUAUGUAUAUAUAUAUAUAUAUAUAUUUAUCUAUAUUUAGCUACUUAUAGUUCGUAUCUUAUAUUAUUAGUCAUGCAUUCCUGUUAUAUAACCUGAUAUAGAGUAGGCAAAGAUCAGCAACCAACAAGCUCAAAAGAACUCCACUUAAUCAGCGUCUAAAAAGAAGCUACGUAAUAAUAUUGUUGAAAGAA
This is a messenger RNA of Drosophila innubila, 2941 nucleotides long. It is a transcript of the gene CrebA, whose product is annotated as cyclic AMP response element-binding protein A. Gene Ontology annotation, molecular function: DNA-binding transcription factor activity, RNA polymerase II-specific; cAMP response element binding. The transcript is spliced from 6 exons. The coding region runs from base 872 to 2428 and encodes 518 amino acids. Lineage: Eukaryota; Metazoa; Arthropoda; Insecta; Diptera; Drosophilidae. Gene Ontology annotation, biological process: regulation of transcription by RNA polymerase II. The record is from RefSeq and is a predicted model, not a curated record.